This is a messenger RNA of Penicillium paradoxum, 954 nucleotides long. RefSeq lists its product as uncharacterized. Lineage: Eukaryota; Fungi; Ascomycota; Eurotiomycetes; Eurotiales; Aspergillaceae. The transcript has a single exon. Bases 1 to 954 code for a protein of 317 amino acids. The record is from RefSeq and is a predicted model, not a curated record.
AUGAAGUCUUUCGCCCUCGCCGCCCUUCUGGCAUCUACUGCCAUGGCCCUGCCCGCCAACAUUGCUUCGGGCACCACUGGAACUCUGCCCUCGGAUCUUCCCUCAUGCCUGCCUUCCGGCGUUGUGCCAUCGGGAAUUCCUUCGCCCGUGGCAUCUCUCAUCCCUACCUGCUCCGACGCUCCGGCAUCUUCAUCUGCUCUGCCCAUUCCCACCGGUGCGACCCCCGAGCUGACCCAGGGCUCCGCCGGCCCCGGCCAGGUCCUGAGCAUCCUCAACCAGGCCGGAACCUCCGAUUUCAAGAUGAAGGCUGAAUCUGAGCUCGAGAAGAUCAUGAGCAAGCUGCCUACCCAUAUCCUCGAGAAGCCCGUCGGUAAGGUCAUCCAGACUGCCGACUCCGUCGACCUGCUUGAUCUCAACAACGGCUCCGGCCUUACCAAGGUUACCGCAGUCCUGGACAACGGCAAAGGUGUUCUGAUUGAGUUGACCGCCCCUGUUGUUGACCUGCUCCACAAACUCGGUCUCGGUGAAGUCGGUAACCUUGUCGGCUCCAUCGUUGGAGGUGUUGAGAACAUCCUUGGCAGCCUCAAGCGCUCCAACUCCCUCGAGAACGUCGUCUCCAUCACCGAUGUCAAUGGCCUUGCUGGCGGCAAGGACCUUGUUGUCCAGCUCGAUCACAGCGUUCUCGGUCUCCUCAGUGGUCUUGACCUAGCUACUCUCGAGGGCCCCAUCGGAAACAUCAUCGCCAAGGCCCCCUCCGUUUCCGAGCUCAAGUCCAAGAUUCCCAAAAUUCCCGGUGCUGACUUCAUCGCUGUCAACGCCGAGGACAAGGCUUCCGUCCUUCUUAUCAAGGUUGAUGGCGCUGUCCAGGGCCUCCUCUCUACCCUCGGUCUCGGCAGCCUUGGCGCCGCUGUUGGCUCCAUCGUCUCCGACGUUAAGGGUGCCCUCACCAACUAA